Molecule: messenger RNA, 3877 nt
Organism: Cercocebus atys (sooty mangabey)
Lineage: Eukaryota; Metazoa; Chordata; Mammalia; Primates; Cercopithecidae
Gene: ZNF682
Product: zinc finger protein 682
Exons: 2
Coding region: 517-1746 (409 amino acids)
Biological process (GO): negative regulation of transcription by RNA polymerase II
Cellular component (GO): transcription regulator complex; PcG protein complex
Molecular function (GO): DNA-binding transcription repressor activity, RNA polymerase II-specific; RNA polymerase II cis-regulatory region sequence-specific DNA binding
Source: RefSeq, a predicted model, not a curated record
AAAAAAAAAAAAAAGAGAAAAAGAAAAUUGUAGCUAUCUAGAAGGAUUCUUCAUCAGUAGUCCACUAUGUUUAUUCAGAAUUUUAUGGAUUAUAGUUUCUUUUAAUUUUGCUUUGCAAUUUUGUAUUUAUUUGUUACAAUUUUUAUAAUAGGCCAUUUCACAUUCAUAGUAUUUUUUAGUUUUUAUUCAUAUAAUUUUGUAUGACAGUAUUCAGCUCUGUACAUUUUAAGGCAGUGUGAAGCAAAAGUCAAAUAUGAAUCAGCCAUAUGUUUAUUGCCAAUUUAAUUAUCUCUGUGUUUGAAUAAGUAUCACCCCAUUUUGUUUAUGACUCUUAUAUUUAUAUUUUUGUUGGUCAUCAAUGGUGGUUUUAUUCUGUUUAGGUGAGGAGUCAUGAAAAUUGUUGUAAUUUCAACAUCUAUUCAUUGGUGAAUGUAUAUUUUCUUUUUGUGAGAGAAACACUUGUGAUUUGAAGCUGUGUCUUCUCAUUGCACUGAAGACUUUUUGCCAGAACAGGGCAUGAAAGAUUCAUUCCAAAAGGUGAUACUGAGAAGAUAUGGAAGCUGUGGACUUGAGGAUUUACACUUAAGGAAAAAUGGGGAAAAUGUGGGUGAGCGUAAGGAUCAAAAAGAAAUUUAUAAUGGACUUAUUAACCAGUGUUUGUCAACUCUACCUAGCAAAAUUUUCCCAUAUAAUAAAUGUGUGAAAGUCUUUAGUAAAUCAUCAAAUCUAAACAGACAAAGCAUAAGACAUACUGCAGAGAAACUUUUCAAAUGUGUACAAUGUGGCAAAGUCUUUAAAUCUCACUCAGGCCUUUCUUAUCAUAAGAUAAUUCAUACUGAAGAGAAACUCUACAUAUGUGAGGAAUGUGGUAAAACCUUUAAAUGGUUCUCAUACCUUACUAAACAUAAGAGGAUUCACACUGGAGAGAAACCAUACAAAUGUGAAGAAUGUGGCAAAGCUUUUAACUGGUGCUCGACCCUUACUAAACAUAAGAGAAUCCAUACUGGUGAGAAACCCUACAAAUGUGAAGAAUGUGGAAAAGCCUUUCACUGGUGUUCGCCCUUUGUUAGACAUAAGAAAAUUCAUACUGGAGAAAAACCCUAUACAUGUGAAGAAUGUGGCAGAGCGUUUAACCGGCACUCACAUCUCACCAAACAUAAGACGAUUCACACUGGAAAGAAACCCUACAAAUGUAAAGAAUGUGGGAAAGCCUUCAACCACUGCUCCCUACUUACUGUACAUGAGAGAACCCACACGGGAGAGAAACCCUAUAAAUGUGAAGAAUGUGGCAAAGCUUUUAACUCAUCAUCAAUUCUUACUGAACAUAAGGUAAUUCACAGCGGAGAGAAACCCUACAAAUGUGAAAAAUGCGACAAAGUCUUUAAGAGGUUCUCAUACCUUACUAAACACAAGAGAAUUCACACUGGAGAGAAACCCUACAAAUGUGAAGAAUGUGGCAAAGCUUUUAACUGGUCCUCAAUCCUUACUGAACAUAAGAGAAUUCAUACUGGAGAGAAACCCUACAACUGUGAAGAAUGUGGCAAAGCCUUUAAUCGGUGCUCACACCUUACUAGACAUAAGAAAAUUCAUACUGCCAUCAACCGCUAUAAAUGUGAAGAAUGUGGCAAAGCUUUUAAACGAUGCUCACAUCUUAAUGAACAUAAGAGAGUUCAAAGAAGAGAGAAAUCCUGCAAGUAUAAAAAAUGUGGGGAAGCUUUUACUUACUGCUCAAACCUUACUACAUAAGAAUUUUUACUAUUGAGAAAUCCUACAAAUGUAAGGAAUGUGGCAAAGUCCUUAAAUCUUGCUCAAGCCAUUGAAGUCACAAGAUAAUUCGUACUGGAGAGAAACACUACAAAUGUGAAGAAUAUGGGAACGUCUUCAACCAUUGCUCACACUUUAUUGCACAUAAGAAAAUUCAUACUGAGAAAAAUUCUGAUUUUAAAGAAUGUGGCAAAGUGUUUAAUAACUGCUAUGAGCUUACUCAUGAGAGGUUUUAUGCUAGAUAAAAGCAAUAAAAGUGUAAUGAUACACAUUACAUUUAUCUGUGGAAAGAUGUCACCAAAUAAAAGCCUUAGAGUGCACAAGGUGUAAUGAUAGUGAUACAUUUGUACGUGGAAAGGCUUCAAAAAUAUAAGCCUUAGAGUAACACAAGUGUUUUUAUCCUGAAGAAAAACAUUACAAAUAUAAAGAUUGGUGUAAUACUUUUACUUAUGUUACAGAUUUUGUUGUACAUGGGAGAAUUUAUGCUGAAGGGUAACCCUCUAACAGUUGCUCAAAUUUUAUUCAAUUUUAGAGAAUUUAUAUUGGAAAGAAACCCUACAACUGUAAUGAAUAUGAAAAAAAUGUUUUAAAAGUACACCUUAGAAAACGCUAGAGAGUUUAUAUGAAAGCAUUUAACAGAUGCAAUAAAUAUAAAAAAUUAAUCAAAAAUCAAGUCUGAAUGAACGUCAGAAGAUUCACAGUAGAAACCACUAAGAUGCUAACACUUUCAAUGUUAUUCGAAAUCAGGGUAUUGAUUACAAAGAAUAAUUCAAAGUUAACAUAAUUUAGUUAGGCUAAACAGGAAUAAGAGACUAAUAUUUUAGAACUUACAAUUGUAUUCAAAGUACAUUGUUUUUUGCAUUGAAAGAGUUUUAGAUUUUUACAAAGGCAAAUUUUGAUGUAAUUCAACUCUCAAAUUACUUGAUGCUGUGUCUUUAUUCCUAGUGUCUGUGUAAAAGCAUGUGGUCAAUUUCUGCUGCUCGGAGCUUUGAGAGGUUCUAUAUUAGGAUAUCAUUUAUAUGCUUUUCAACAGAAGAUUGAGGACACUGAAAUGUGAGGUGUGUGAAGAAAGUCUACACGGAGAAGCUUUUGUGGUUGACUUAUAAAACUGUUGUAAGUGCUGCAUGAGAUAGAUGUUCAGAGUAAUACUCUUGUGCAUUAUUCAAAUUUUAGUAAAUUGUUUUACCGAUUGUACAUUAAUAUAGUAGAUUUUGUAAUGCUUUUCUUAGACUGUGUGAACUUCAUUUGUUUUAAUAAAACAAAAUUGUUUUAAUAUGUUAAGACAGUUGUGCAUUGAAUUAGGUGUUAUCCUGCCACCAACAUUAGCCUAUUUUACCUUACUCAAGUUUUUAGGUAACAGACAGUAACAACAUACUGUUCAGUAAUAUGGUGGCAUGGCGUCUCUAGUGAUUCUUAUCCUUAGUGACUUUAAACUUCAAAUACGUUGGAGAAUACUGUUUCCAUAGGUUACAUUUUUAUUAUUUUUCUUCGAACUAUGGAGUCAUUAAGAUGGUUAUUUUGAAAAUUACACAGGCAUAUAAUCAAAAGCCAUGUAUUUCUGAAUCUUAAAUGAGUAUGUAGAAGAUGUUAUCUUACAUUUUUCUUUGAACAUGCAACCUCUAUGGCCUUCCCAACACACAUAGACUCUUAAGUUUUCACUUACGUGGAAGUUUAAUAUAUAAAUGUGUUACUCUAAAGAUAAAAUGUAAGAGAAUUAUGAAGCAAGUAAUUGUAUUUGAAUGUGGAUGUGUACCUAUUUUGAGAAGAAAGAAAAUGUGUUAGAACAAAUUGGUAAUUUUUAAAGUGUUGAUAAGUUACUACCAAACUAAAAACCUCAAAGAAUUUCAAAGCAAAUGUUUUUCCCAUUUGUAUUGAAUUCAUUUUUCCAAAACCUUAUGGUUCCUAGUUCAGAAUCUCCUUAUGUAAGUCCAGGUUUUACUUACCUGAUAUUGAUAGUAGACCUAAUGCAUCAAAAUUUAUAAAGUAUUCUUUAUAUAAUCUGCUCCAGAAUUAUUGGAAUAAUUUUUACAAAAUUUAAUGGUGCUUGCAAAACAAUUUAAACAUGUAAUUCCAUGGUAAGUGUAUUGUAACAUUUUAUUUAGUACAUUUUUUU